GGCUUCCCAUACAAAAUGUGACGUUGUCGUUAACGUUGCAGUUGACGCAUCAUAUCUAGGAAAAAGAUACUGCAGUCUAAAAGCCCCAUGCUUACUUGUGAUGUGAGAAAGGAUCAGGAAUGGAUAGAACUAACAGAAAAGAACUUCUAGAAACGGUGGAGAAGCAGAAGGAGGAAUUAGACCGAUACAAGGGAAGACUGAGAGACCUUGCUGUCGCGUACCGUAGCCUUGUGAAGGAGAAAGAAGCGUUAGAGGCCAGUGUGAAAGCAUUAACCACACCAAGUCAGAGCAGAGAUCCUCAAGCUUCCGCAGACACUGAAGAUGGUACUGGACAGGCUCAGAAUGAAGAUGAAGGCGGUGGGGAGGGUGAUGGAGGCAAUAUCGGCCAACUUCGUCAGCAGAUCACCACCCUCACGCUAUCACUGUCCACCGUCAGCGAACAGAAAUCAAAGAUGGAAACCAACUUUCAAGAUGACAAGAAGAAGAUGAGGCAAGAGCAAAUGGAUGCCCUUCAGAAAAUAAAUGAAGAGAAAGACAAUCUACAGGAAGUAGCUGAGCAACUCACACAACAACUUGCAGAGACGAAAGCUAAGCUGCGAGUCCAUCAGCAGGAGAGGGAGUCUGAUAAUCUAAACCACGCAGCCAUGAUGAGAGAGCUUCAGAACCUUGUCAGUAAAGAGAGAGCAGAGAAAGAAAAGCUUGAAAACAAGAUCUUUGAUUUAGAAGAAUCAAUAAUGCACCUCAAAUCAGCUCCAGAUAAAUCGGUCGAGUAUGAAGGUCACAUUGAACGGUUGUCUAAAGAACUUGGAAUGGUGAGGAAUCAGCUGUACGCAGCGGAAGAAGCGGCUCGUAGACCACCUCCUCUCCUAUUACAACUCCAGAAGGAUAUGGCUGAAAUGAAGGCCCAGCAUCGAAUGCAGAUAGACCUCGAACAGCAGAAAGCAAGGGAGACUGAGGAGAGAUUGCAGAAGACGAGAGCAGCGGAGGAGCAGAGGGUUGCGGACUUGGAGUCCAAGCUUUCUGAUCUAUCAGACACGGUUGGAACGUAUGACAGAGGCAGGCAACAGGACCAACAUGCAAUACAGAGAUUAAAAGAGCGCAUCGCCCAGUUGGACCUCGAAAACACUGCCCUAGCUAGGGCAGCAAACAAGUCUAACUCGAUGGCUAUAACCGAAGGGGAAGAUAUAGAUUGUGACGCCUCCGUAGCUGAGAUCAAAGAGAGGAUUAUGAAACUAAAAGGACUCCUUAAAUUGGCUUCCCAGAAAGCUGAGAAACCAGUUGAUAUUGAUGAUGUCUUAAACAUGGAUGAUUAUUCCAGUCGAGACGGCGACCCUAGCCACACAGCUUGCCAACAGGAGCUGAAGAGACUCAAGGAGGAAUUUGAAUCUUAUAAGACGAGGGCUUCCAAUGUUCUCAAGAACAGAUCAGCUAAGGAUACUACGCAUAAUAAGGAGUUAGAGCAGCUCCAAAGUCAGUUAUCAGAGAUGCGCGAGAGGGUCUCCAUCUUAAGACAACAGCUUGACGACGAGGAAGCCGCUCACAAACAAUCCAUCGAAGACUUCCAGCAGAGGGUCGCAAAGAUGAAGGACAAACACAAGGUUGCACUGACUCAGGCUGAAAAUGAGUAUAAGUUGAAGGCAGCGGACCUCGACCAGCAGGUCCAAAAGCAGCGUGAGCGGACCUUAGCCCUUCUCGCGGACAAGGACCAAGUCAUCCACGACCUCAAGACCCAACUAAACCCAUCUCAUUCCAGCCAACCUGUUUAUACUACAAGACGUCUUAAAAAAUCUAAAAGCCAUGAAUACUACAGUCCAGCCGACGAUGUACAAUCGGUAGCCAGUGAAGAUACUGUCUUAUCGGAGACGGAAGAAACGGUCUCACAACUUGUAGCUGCUCCAUCAACUCCUGGUCAGAGUGGGAGUUCCUUGCUUCACUUUGCCGAGGAGCAAGCCAGAAAGGAGGUGGAGCUCGCUGGAGUGAAGAGACAGAAGCAGCAAGUCGAGACGGCUUUGAGACAACUCCAGGACAAACAUGCCACUUCUAUGCAGAAUUAUCAAGAGGAGUUAGAGAAUCUCAGAGACGAAGUUGAUCGAUGGCAGAGAAAUAGGUCAAGAGAAGGAACCAACUUGGAAUAUCUAAAGAACGUUGUCUUGUCCUAUCAUCAGAGUGAUAGCUAUUCAACCAAGAAACAAAUGUUUAGUGCCAUAGCUGCUAUUCUUCAAUUUACAAACAAAGAGAAAGAGGCUGUGAUAAAGAAACUUGGUGCUGCUUGGUGGGGAACCGGAUGAAACCAGUCUAGACUGCUUUGAACCAGUCACUCAUGGAUAGAACUGGUUUCUGGAACCAGUAUAAACUGCUUUGAACCAUGAACCUGCCAUCCAUGGAUAGAACUCUUUAUAAAAUCAGUAUAGACUGCUUUUAGCUAGCCACUCAUGGAUGAAAUUGGUCCCAAAACCAGUUUAGACUGCUCUGAGCUAGACAUCCAUGGUUAGAACUGGUUCUGGAACCUUUAUAGACUGCUUUUAACCGGCCCACGCAUGGAUAGAACUGGUUCUGAAACCAGUAAAGAUUGCUUUAAGCUAGUGCUUUUAACAAUGGAUAGAACUAGUUCUGAAUCCAGUAUAGACCUUACUGAGCACAGUGGUUGAUGGAAGGAACUGGUUAUGACGUGCACAACGACUUGCCUGAUUUCCAAAUGAUCUGAUUCCCAUAGCCUUCAUACAGGGGCCAAGAUGUUCCAGUUUGUAAGUAACCUACAUGUUCAGCUGGCAGUAAAAUGUAUAUUUAGAUCUCAGUAACAGGGUAAGCAUAUAUACAUAUAUAUAUUUAUAUGUGUCUCCAUACAACUCACCCGAUAGAGAAUAAUGACAUAUAGCCCUGUUUUUAUGAUUAUAAUUUUUAUUGUUGUUUUUAGAUUUUAAUUGUUAAAUGCUUGUUCUUUCAACUGUUGAUGAAAUUGUGCCAUUUGAUUGCCCAAGGGAAAUUUGGUCAGAGGAGUUAAGCUUUUACUGUGUGUUGAAGCAAAGCCUCCAUCAAAUUACAUCCACAAUUUGACCUCUAGUUAUCGACAAAUAGAACAUGUUUGAAGUAUGGAAGGCCAAAUGGGUUUCUCAGUUUACUUUUUUAUCUUAUUUUUUGUUUCGCCUGAACAAAGUUCGGUGGAGACCUAGUAAUCACUUUUUCUGUUGGUCUGUUCAAAAAAAGUUUUUGUUCAACUUGGUCUCAUUUCUUUAUUUUUGCAUCAAUUAUGUUGACACUUGGUACAUUUGAUCCUUGGGUAAUACCACAUGUGUGUCCGUGAGGAUAAUGUUGACAAAGGUCAUCUAAGGGUCAAAAGGUGAAAUGAUAUGAGGUCAUGUCCAUCCUUUUUUUUUUUUGAAUUUUUUUUUUCAUCUUACUCUGUCUUUAUAUCUACAUCAUUUGUGUUUAGAUUCAGAACAAAUAAUCUUUGGGUAAUACCAAACAUGUGUUUUUUAGGAUGAUAAGGUCAGAGAUCAUGUAGGGGUAAAAAUAUAUUGCAUUUUUUAUCAUGAAAUCAGGCGGGACUUGUGGUUCGUGAACCACCUUGUUCUUGUAAAGGGAUAGUUCAAGAAUGCUCCAUGAGAGCCCUUCCCCUUCUAUGAGCCUUCGGAUAUACUCUAUGUAUGUCUAGUCAAAAUUUUCAAUUUUUUAAAAUUAUUUUUGAAAUAUUUAUAUCUAUUCUACAUGUAUGAAUUCAAACAGUAAAAGCUUGUAUUAAAAUGCCAGUAUUUAAUAUGAUAAUUUGCUUUAACAGUAGUCAGUGAUGAAUAUGAGAAAAGAAAUUGUCAUUGUGCCUUACACAUGUAUAUGAUAUGGCCAGACUGAAUGGGUGCUCAAAAUAUAAUUUCUAAAUCACAAAGUAAACACUAUUAGCUGUAUGCAUAUUUAUCAUGGCUGUAUUCAGAUUAAAUAACAAUAUCAUGAGAGCGCCGUUAUUACAAACCAAUCAACAACAACAAUCAUAAUCAUAAUCAUGAUCACUGACGGAUCCAGGGGGCCCCGCACAGCCAGCCCGUGCCCCCCUUUUGAGAGGCACAAUCAAAAUUUGUAAUGUAAAUAUGCCUUUAUAACAGUUAGUGUGCCUCCCUUUUUAAAGCAAGGCCCUUUUUUUUUGCUUGUCAAAUUUGUUCAUGUAUGAAAUGACCUUCAAUUUUUUUUUGUCAAAUUUUCCCCGGGGAAAAUGUGCCCCCCCCCCCCCCCUUUUGAAAAAUCCUGGAUCUGAUCAUUUACUUUUCUGAUGAAGAAGUAGGGAAUGUCAAAUAUUUGAGUAACUUUAGAUAAACAUUUGAUUUGCAAAAAAAUGCAUUAACUUUUGGAUUUUUUUCAUCUACUGUAAUAUAUAUACAUUUACUUCUUUUUUUUUAUUCCAGAUGGCAGCACUCUUAGUGAUAUAUUUUGCAGGGGGAAACAACAGAUAUUGUGAUUAUUAUGGUUUAUGAAAUUCACUAGUAUCAUAUGGUAAUGGUAUUGUUUUAUAAUUCAUUUGUAGGCAGAAGCUGAAAUGUAGAUUUUUUUUCUUAACAGGAAUAUUCUACCCUUUUUAUAAUAUUUCGCAUAUAUAUUGGUUUGUUGAUACUCUAAUAAAAUAGCAUUCUGCUUGAAAUGAAUUAAAUAUAAUAACAUUAAAUUAUAAAGUGAUGGGUAGAGUUGUGAUUGAGUUUCAAAUUUUCAUUUCAGUCUUUAUUUCAGACCACUAUCAGGAAUUGAUUUGUAGAUUUAAACAGGUUGUGUAUAAGGGAAAUUGAAUCAGUAAUACAUAUUAUUUGUAAAGGCCUCGGCACACCUUAGGACUUGUCCAAGAUCCGAUUUUGGAACAAAUGAAAGAAAAAACAGAAAAAAAAUGUACUAUAUUAUAGUCUAUGCAUUGAAAACAUUAAAGAAGGACUUGUCAAUGACAAAUAGAAUCACUCUAAAUAAACAUACAAGUGAUUAAAUUCAUUUUAACAAAUUUCAUAGCAGCACUGUAGCCAAUAAACAGCUAGUGCAGAUGUUUCUUGAAAAUAAAGAUUAAAAAAGAGAAUUGGAAACUCUGUCAUGACUUGCCUCUGAGUUUUCUUCAUCGCUUUUUUAUAAUUACAUGUAUAAUUUAAAAAAUGAAACAAUAAUAAUCAAUCACAUUAUUAGGUAUUGCUGCAAAAAUUGUAAAUACUUAUAUAGACUAUAAAGUUGGAAAUGGUUUAAACGAUUGUUUUUUUUUUAAGUUUGAUGGAUUGAAAUAUUGAGACAUCAUUCCAGUGGUGAGGUGAACAAAUAUAUGUAGAUCAUGAACUUUUACCAUUAAGCACUGUGCAUAGAAGAUACAAAUGCUUCAUAUAGAAUUAUUAUUUAUUUAUUUAAAAUAAACGAAUUAGUUAUAUCGUAUAUUGUUUACAAUUUUUGUACACUCUUGAAAAUGUAAAUGUUUAGAUUAUACACAUUAAUGACAGAUAAUAAAAGUGCUUGUGGCUAUUUGAGAUGUAAGACCUAUAAGAAUCAUACAUUUAAAAUAAUGCUUAACUUAAGUCAGAUAACAUUAAUAACCUACAAAUGUAAUCAAUUCUGCAGAACAUUUACAUUUCAUGCCCAGGAAGUGAUUUAAAGAUUCUCUGAACUCAAACAGAUGGUUCUUGUACGUGGUCUCAAGUGAUUGAACUUUGUUACAUGUAGUUCAUGAUAAAUUUAUGGGCUUUUUUUAUUACCGAUCAAAAAAAAUUAUGUUAUCAUAUAACCCUGUAUUACGAUAUUUGGGUCAAAGCAUCAUUAUAAGUAAAACAAUAGGUAAUAAUUGACCUUUUUAUUGGUGUCAAAAUGACCAGCAGCCAUAGAAUACAUGUUGUAUUACUGAAAAGGAGUUAAUAUUGUGAGAACUUAUGCUCAAUGUAAAUUUAAGAGUUAUCUAUAUUUUGCAAUAAAAAGAUUAGGAGCUGAUCAAAGAAAGUAA
This is a messenger RNA of Lytechinus pictus (painted urchin), 5941 nucleotides long. Its product is annotated as GRIP and coiled-coil domain-containing protein 1-like. Bases 120 to 2288 code for a protein of 722 amino acids. The transcript is spliced from 18 exons. The record is from RefSeq and is a predicted model, not a curated record. Gene Ontology annotation, cellular component: Golgi apparatus. NCBI's taxonomy places the organism in Eukaryota, Metazoa, Echinodermata, Echinoidea, Temnopleuroida, Toxopneustidae.